Messenger RNA from Schistosoma haematobium, 4186 nucleotides. RefSeq names its product Leucine--tRNA ligase, cytoplasmic. The transcript is spliced from 19 exons. Bases 1598 to 3799 code for a protein of 733 amino acids. The record is from RefSeq and is a predicted model, not a curated record. Gene Ontology annotation, biological process: leucyl-tRNA aminoacylation. Gene Ontology annotation, molecular function: leucine-tRNA ligase activity; aminoacyl-tRNA deacylase activity; ATP binding. NCBI's taxonomy places the organism in Eukaryota, Metazoa, Platyhelminthes, Trematoda, Strigeidida, Schistosomatidae.
CAAAUUUGAGCUCAAGGUAUAUUCGCAUGACUCGGAAAGGUACUGCAAAGCUAGAUGAGCUUCGCAAGAUCGAGGGUCAGGUGCAGACUUUUUGGGAGUCGAAUAAAAUAUUCGAAGCAGACGUUCCUUUGAAAAACAGUGAAACAAUUGAAAAGUACUUCGUCACUUUCCCUUACCCCUAUAUGAAUGGGAGACUACAUUUGGGUCACACAUUUUCUUUAUCGAAAUGCGAGGUAAGCGGAACUAUCUUGUGAUUGCGCGAAGUUUUCCAUAGGAUACGAACGACUGAAGGGCAAGUUGGCUCUAUGGCCGUUCGGUCUUCAUUGCACCGGUACGCCUAUCCUAGCAUCUGCAGACAAAUUGUCACGAGAAUGCAAGGAGUUUGGUUGUCCACCUGUCUUCCCACACGAGGCUUCGGAGCUUUCUGCCAGUAUGGAGACAGUGACUCCUGCCCAAGGUAAAAGCAAAAAAAGUAAAGCUAUUGCGAAGACUAGUGGCGCAAAGUUUCAGUGGCAAAUAAUGGAAAGCCUUGGAAUGGAUAACAAUGAAAUCGCUAAAUUUAAAGACCCUGAAUACUGGUUGAAAUUUUUCCCUGCUUUAGCUGUUGAUGACCUGCGUAAACUAGGUGUCAAGGUUGAUUGGAGGAGAUCCUUUAUUACAACAGAUGCUAAUCCCUACUAUGAUUCAUUUGUUCGUUGGCAGUUCCUGACUCUUAAGAAGCAAGGAAAAAUUCAGUAUGGUAAACGAUACACCAUAUUCUCUUCUCGAGAUAAUCAGCCAUGUAUGGAUCAUGAGCGAACUGUUGGAGAGGGUGUCGUUCCACAAGAAUAUACGUUGAUUAAGUUGAAAGUCAUAUCCGAAUUUCCUUCGAAAUUCAGUUGCGUAAACCAAUUAAAAGAACCCAUAUUCCUUGUUGCGGCAACUCUACGUCCUGAAACGAUGUUUGGCCAAACUAAUUGUUGGGUACAUCCAGAUAUAGAUUAUGUCGGAGUGAAAAGCACACAACAAUCUUGUAUACUAAUUUGUACUCAACGCGCUGCUCAAAAUAUGGCGUAUCAGGGUAUUUUAGAUCCUUCACACCCUGGGCACAUCGAUAUAGUCGCAAAUUUCAAAGGUGCUGAUCUUCUCGGAUUAAAAGUCAAGGCUCCGUUAUCCUCUUAUGAAUCUGGAGUUUUCGUUUUACCUAUGAUGUCGAUUCGAUCUUCUAAGGGUACCGGAAUUGUGACUAGUGUUCCUAGCGAUUCUCCAGAUGACUGGGUCGCUUUGCAAGACUUAAUUAAAAAGCCUGCAUUCCGGACGAAAUACAAUCUUCUUGAUUCGAUGGUCAUACCAUUCGAACCGGUUCGUAAUUUAUACGGAAAUAAUAACAGUUAUAAUAUGAUUUCAAUUUUCAGAUACCCAUAAUUGAGACACCGGGUUUAGGUAGUUUACCAGCUGUCACAAUAGUAGAUCAGUUAAAGAUUCAAAGUCAAAAUGAUCGAGAUAAAUUACAAGAGGCCAAAGAAAAAGUUUAUCGUGUUGGUUUUUACGAUGGGGUAGGCUAUUCUUAUUCAAAUAUACAUAUUCUUGUUCCUUGAAUAUGAUAACAUAUUAGAUUAUGUUGGUUGAAAAAUAUAAAGGUUUAAAGGUGAAUUCAGUGAAAAAACUUAUUCAAGACCAAUUAGUUGAAACGAAUGAAGCUGUAAUUUAUUACGAGCCGGAAAAUCUAGUCGUUACACGUGGUGGUGAUGAAGCAGUGGUUGCUUUGUGUGAUCAAUGGUAUCUAGAUUACGGCUCAGAGGAAUGGAAAACAGAAGUCCGUAAAGCAGUAGCUAACAUGUCAGCAACCGAUGAGGUUAGACGCGGUCUUUAUUCAACCGUUGACUGGUUACAUGAACAUGCUUGCUCUCGUACAUAUGGUUUGGGUACUCGUUUACCAUGGGAUGAUAAAUGGCUUAUUGAAUCUUUAUCUGACUCUACAAUAUAUAUGGCAUAUUAUACAAUAGCUCAUUUGUUACAGGGCGGGUCAUUAGAUGGUAGAAAACCUGGUCCUCUUAAAAUUUGGCCAGAACACAUGACACCAGAAGUGUGGGAUUACAUAUUUUUAGGAAUAGGAAAUCCAGAGGAUUUAGUCGAAACGAAAAGUCAUUCCUCUCUAAGUGUACCAAUUUUGAAGAGACUUCGUCAAGAAUUUCUUUUCUGGUAUCCAGUUGAUCUAAGAGUUAGCGGAAAGGAUCUUAUCUCCAAUCAUUUAACCUACUACUUAUACAAUCACAUUGCUAUAUGGCCAAAUGAACCAAAUUUGUGGCCUCGAAGUAUACGUGCCAAUGGCCAUUUGUUAUUGAACUCUAAUAAGAUGUCAAAAUCAACUGGUAAUUUUCUCACUUUAGCAGAUGCUGUGGAAAAGUACUCAGCUGAUGGUGUUCGUCUUGCUUUGGCUGAUGCUGGUGAUUCGUUAGACGAUGCUAAUGUAAAAGAAGAGAUGGCUGAAGCUGGACUUUUACGUUUAUAUGGCCUUUUGGAUUGGUUUAAUAUGACAUUGGAGAUUUUAAAUGAUUCAAGUUUACAACAAAAAUCUGAUUAUCGAACAGGUGCUUAUACAAUGCAUGCAGAUUUUGUUUUUGAAAAUGAAAUGAAUAAUACGAUUGAAUUGGCCGAUAAAGCAUACGCUUCACAUGAAUACAGAGAAGUACUUAAAAUUGUAUUUUAUGAACUUCAGGCACAUCGUGACCGUUAUCGUGAAGUUUGUCAAGGCAGUGUACAUACUAAUCUAAUUCGACGUUAUAUGAAUAUUCAAUUACUACUACUUAGUCCAAUUUGUUCACAUGUUUGUGAACACAUAUGGAUUAAUUUGUUAAACAACAAGACAUCAAUCUUUUGUGAAAAGUGGCCCGAGCUUAGUUGUCCAGUAGAUCGAAUACUUUUGUUACAAGGUCGUUACAUAGAUGAUACAGCUCACACUUUUAGAUUACAACUUAAACAAUACAAAUCAUCAAAGUCUUUCAAAAGUAGUAAAUCUGUUGGAUCCCAUUCUGUUACUCAGUUUAUUCCACCUUCGGAUGCUGUUGUUUGGGUUGCUAAAGCUUAUCCAGCAUGGCAGGCACAAAUUCUUGAAAUUAUGGCAGCUAAUCUUUCUGACGAUGGUAAAACGUUAGCAGAUAAUGCAACGUUAGCUCAACUUUUACGUCCUCAUCUAAAGGCUAUGGGUAAAAUGGCAAAACGUGCUAUGCCAUUUGUACAGUUAGUCCGGGAACGGUUUGUAAUUCACGGUAAACGAGUUCUUCAACUUCAGUUGGAGGUAGAUGAAUGCGAAGUAAUUAAAAAGAAUUUAUCCUAUCUUAUAUCAACUUUAGGUUUACGACAACCUGAUGGUUUAAAAAUCAACUACUCAUGUGAUUCUAAUGAUAGUCGCAUUGAAGAAAGUGUUUGUCCUUUAGAGCCUCUUAUUUUGUUUUGUGAACCAUCUACCUCAGCAUCCAUGACAUUUUUAAAUCCGGAUAUUGGUUCAGGUCUCUUUACACUUAAUGGUGUUACUAUUUUUGACGGCGACACAUAUACCGAUGUGGUCUCACGUGUAGUCACUCACUGUCGUUCACUUGCGUUAAACAGUAAAGACUUAAAAAACAUAACAUUGUACCGUUUUGCCGAUCCUACAUGCGGACAUUUACGCGUUCCUCCUUACCCUAUGGAAGCUCUACAAAUUGUCCAGCCAACAGCUCGUUUUGUAGUCGAUGCAUCAUCCAUCAUAACUCUGAAGAUUGGUAGUGAUUUUAUUCCUAUUGGCAAAAAGCUUGUGUACACAACUACCGUGUCGUCAUGAUCAUCUACUAGAAUAAAGCUUUUUAUUUUUGGGUUGCUUUUUAUACAGUGUGUUUAGUUCAUUCAGGGAUUAAAAAUAUCUAUCACCGAUUCGUGUUCAUUAUGAUUUUUGUAUUGACUUUAUAUACCGUCCUGUACAAUAAUCAAAAUAAGUGAGCAGGUUUGUAAAUUCAUUCAUUGCAGUUUGUGGAUCUACUGACUGAAUUCACAGGACUACUCAAGAUUCCAAAUUACGAAAGGUGAACAAUUUCCAGCAUAUUCUUAAUGGUAGUCGAUUCUAGGUAUGUACCUGAUCAAACCUUUCAAUAGGAGUCUUGUCAAUUCCUUGUGAAUUAAUCCAAACUUUAGAAUAAGAAAUUGAAGACGUGGUUGUCUUGUAAAGUUGAGA